UCCCAUGCGCCAUUUUAGCGGCUGGUAUCCGCGCCGUAGGUUGGCCCAAAGACAGCCUGGACCUCGUCUGCCAGCACAAAACAGCUGCACAUGCAUGUACCUGCCGUCGGCAUACAGAGCCCAAUAGUAGCCCUGCAGAGGAAAAAAAAAAAGACCCCUGACAGCUCGAUGAUGAUCCAAAGUUCCAGAACCGGGACCCCACCAACAGUGAAAAUCCCACCCGAGCGAGCUUUAUAAAAACUCCACCAAGCCGAACCAUCACCAGAUCUACAGCUUUGAUUCUUUUUAAUAUUUUCUAAGGAUAUUUCUCAGAAUGAGGGGCGAGAUCCUGCAUCUGCACGUCGGCCAGGCCGGCGUCCAGCUCGGUAACGCAGCUUGGGAGCUCUACUGUCUCGAGCACGGCCUCGGUCGCGACGGCCGCAUCAGCCCGGAUGCCCAUGACCGCGAUGAUCUGGGCGUCUUCGACACCUUCUUCAACGAGACCAGCGGCGGCAAGCACGUGCCGCGGUCCAUCUUCGUCGACCUCGAUCCGUCCCCCAUUGACGAGAUCCGGACGGGCGACUACCGCCAGCUGUUCCACCCGGAGCUGCUCAUCAGCGGCAAAGAGGACGCGGCGAACAACUAUGCGCGCGGGCACUACACCGUCGGCAAGGAGAUGAUUGACACCGUCAUGGACAAGAUCCGCCGUGUUGCCGACAACUGUCACUCGCUUCAGGGAUUCCUCGUCUUCCACUCGUUUGGCGGCGGUACUGGAUCCGGCUUUGGAGCCCUGAUGCUUGAGCGUCUGGCCACCGAAUACGGCAAAAAGACGAAGCUCGAGUUUUCCGUGUAUCCGGCUCCUCGCACAUCCUCUGCCGUUGUCGAACCUUACAAUGCAGUCCUCUCAACCCACAGCACAAUCGAGCACUCAGACUGCACGUUCUUGGUGGACAACGAGGCGGUCUAUGACAUCUGCCAGCGGAAUCUUGACAUUUCUCGGCCGUCUUUCGAUCACCUCAACCGCCUCAUCGCGCAAGUGGUCAGCUCCAUCACUUCGUCGCUGCGAUUUGACGGCGCCCUCAACGUCGACCUGAACGAGUUCCAGACCAACCUCGUUCCUUUCCCGCGCAUCCACUACCCCCUGAUCAGCUAUGCCCCGGUUGUUUCUGCAAAGAAGAGCUCCCACGAGAGCUUCAAGAUUCAGGAUCUGACACUUCAAUGCUUUGAGCCCAACAACCAGAUGGUUGUCUGCGACCCCCGCAACGGCAAGUACAUGGCCGUGGUUCUGCUGUAUCGCGGCGAUGUUGUUCCUCGUGACUGCACAGUCGCCGUCGCUCACAUCAAGGCCAAGGCCACCUUCAACAUGGUCGACUGGUGCCCCACGGGCUUCAAGCUCGGCAUCACCUACCAGAAGCCCACGGCCGUCCCCACCGAGGAGGGCGGCCUCGCCGCCGUGAAGCGCUCCGUGUCCAUGCUCUCCAACACGACCGCCAUCGCCGAAGCCUGGUCACGGCUGGACUACAAGUUCGACCUCAUGCACAACAAGCGCGCCUUUGUCCACUGGUACGUCGGCGAGGGCAUGGAGGAGGGCGAGUUCUCCGAGGCGCGAGAGGAUCUGGCUGCUCUGGAGAGGGAUUACGAGGAGGUCGCCGCCGACUCGUUCGGACCUGACGACACUGCCGAGUACUGA
Molecule: messenger RNA, 1669 nt
Organism: Trichoderma citrinoviride
Lineage: Eukaryota; Fungi; Ascomycota; Sordariomycetes; Hypocreales; Hypocreaceae
Product: tubulin alpha chain 1
Exons: 7
Coding region: 314-1669 (451 amino acids)
Biological process (GO): mitotic cell cycle; microtubule cytoskeleton organization
Cellular component (GO): microtubule; cytoplasm
Molecular function (GO): structural constituent of cytoskeleton; GTP binding
Source: RefSeq, a predicted model, not a curated record